Molecule: messenger RNA, 3128 nt
Organism: Spirodela intermedia
Lineage: Eukaryota; Viridiplantae; Streptophyta; Magnoliopsida; Alismatales; Araceae
Source: the annotation of a GenBank genome assembly
AUGCCAGAACUCGGAACUGUCAUGCCGAACAUGGUAUCUCCUGCAACUCCCGGAACGCCGGGCACGCCAUCUCCGCUGCUGUCGGUGCAAGCUCGGGUCGAGUCAGCGUCGUACGACCGUCUUUCCAUGCCGCGCUGCAAGUGUCUGCCAGCCAGCUCGCUGGCUAAUUCCCAAAGCUGCCUCGUUGACUUCCGGGUUCCUGACGUUUCACUCACCAAGAAGGUACGAAGUUCGAAGGUUUUCACCUCUCUCUCUCUCUCUCUCUCUCUCGCUAUUUAUAUAUAUAUAUAUAUAUAUAUACAUACAUCUCUGCUGUGUUUAUCGAUCAGAAGAGAUGGCAUGACUCGAGAUUGUAGUUUGGAUUUAUUUUCCUUUUUCUACUACCACGUGCUCGCGUUCUUGUUUUCGGUGUUUAGAAUAGAGUGUCCAGAAAUGAUUGGUGCCCACUUCUACAUAAUUGGUUAUACCUAAACCAUCAUUUCUACUUUUAAUUUUUUUUCCUAGAAAUGGAUUAUUGAGUCACUGGUUGGAAUGCCAAGAAUUGCUUACCUUUUCGUCUUUCCGAUGUAUCUGUCCCUUAACUCAAUUGUUUGAAUUCGUCCUCGCAACCACUUCAUGGUUACUAUUUCCUGAGGCUUUUUAUUCAAGAUCAUCUUCUCAAUAUAGUGUCUCGAUUAGUUCCUUUGAGAUAGUCGAUUAUCAAUCCCUGGUUCCAUGAGAAGAGUUCUUUUUUUCCACCGUAAAGUUGGUCCGUCCCAUCCACUCAACGCAUCUCUCGCUAUCUCUCUACAUACAUAUAUUAAUAUUUUUUUGCAUGCCAACCCUCCUCCUUUCUAGUUUGUCUUGUUCUAGCCUCCGAAACUAUAAGUCAACAACUCCAUUCCAUUUUUUUAAUCUAUCUGCCGGCUCAUUAAUUUUUCUGUUGAAUAAAGAAACACAUGUGCCAAGUAGUUUACUCAACGAGGUCAGUUCAAGUUCUACAUUAUAACACUAGAAUACAAGAAUAGCUUCCUAGUCUACACCAACCAAAGCCGUAGCCGACAGACCUAGCUUAGCUCCGGUGACGUGCCUUGCAUAGAGUCGUCCUCCACUAUCUAAUAAUGCACAUUAUUUUAUAAAUUCAAUCAGCAUCGGUUUUUGACGCUAAACGACAUGUUGGACGAGACAAAAUUUACAGAUUUUGUCAUUCUUUUUAAUGAAAAUGUGAUUUAACUUUAUUUGACUUGCCUUUCUUGCUCUAUCCCACACACAAUGCAUUGUUUUUCAUAAUUGUUAUAAAUUAAACGUUAAUAAAUUAGUCUCUAUGUCAACUUUUUAAAAUAAGUUUGAGACAUUCAACUCUAGUCUUCAUAAUUUUCAGGUUUUUCAUUAGGAAGGGUAAUUUGAAUUCAAACCUAUAGCCAUUAUUCUUUAUUUCUAUGCACUAGUUCCGAAGAUUCAAAUUUUCUUGACCAUUAUUGACGAUUAUGAGCAAUAAUUUUUUUAUAUAAAAAUCAAUAAUUUGACGAAGUUCUAAACAUAUAGGAUUGCUUCAUUCAAUUUAAAAACUUCAUUAAUAUCUAAACAUAUAGGAUUGCUCAUUCAAUUUUAAAAUGUAUUUUUAAAUUUAAAAAAUUAACUAUUUACUUUAGUUUCAAAGUUUUGUUAAUAUACGAGGGUAAAAAGAGAGUGAAGGCUUCUGGCCUUUGGUCUUAUUAUGAUGCGAGAAGUUUUGCUACAAGAAAUCUCUGGGCCAAAGAUUCCCGCAGAUAGUUAAGAAUGAGCACCCAUCGGGCUCAAGUGAAUCCUGAAUGAAGUGAUCAUGUUGUAUGAUUAAUCAAGAAAUGUCUGCAUGAAAUAUACACAUAAACGGUGCUAGUCCUCACUAACCCGAAAUGGUUUCAGCUAGGGGCAGAGUUCUUGGGAACGUUCAUCCUCAUUUUCGGGGCCACGGCAGCGCCGAUCGUGAACCAGAAGUACAACGGCGUGGAGGGACUCUUCGGCAAUGCCCUCUGCGCAGGGUUGGCCGUCACAAUUGUCAUCCUCUCCACUGGCCACAUUUCCGGCGCCCACCUUAACCCAUCCCUCACCAUUGCCUUUGCCGUAUUCCGCCAUUUUCCUUGGGCGCAGGUGCCCGCCUACAUCAUCGCACAGAUUUCCGGCUCCAUCUGCGCCUCGUUUGCCCUCAAAGGCGUGUACCACCCCUUCCUCUCCGGCGGGGUUACCGUGCCGUCCAUUACUACUGCCCAGGCCUUCUUUCUCGAAUUAAUCAUCACCUUCAACCUCCUCUUCGUGGUCACUGCUGUUGCAACUGAUACAAGAGCGGUACACUGAUAUGCUCUUCAAUGUCUCUCUACCCAAGAGUUAUUUUCUGCCUAGAACUUAGAUUACGAUGUCAUUCUUGCAGGUGGGAGAAUUGGCAGGAAUAGCUGUAGGAGCUACUGUCGUGCUGAACAUCAUGAUUGCCGGGUGAGUGAGAUCUUACGCACACACUCCAUGUUUAACAGAAAUGACGAGAUAUCAGUAAUCAAAAAGGGGUCACUGAUUCAAAAGAUGAACCUGCUCCAUUUCUUGUCAACUAUUGAGAGGUUGUUAAUCUAAUAUUAUUAUAAAUUAAAAGUACAGAAAAAAUGUUAUAUAUUUGGUACCGAUGAGUUUUCCUUCGGAUGACACUAACAUUAAAAACUCUAGUUCCAAAAGUUUCGUACAUCUAUCGUCGGUUGUUCUGGUUGUAAGUCAUUCGCAUUUUCUUUUGGUGGUCUUUACUCUCAACCGAGCCCGUAGUUUUAACAAAACCACAACUAGAAAAUAACCUCUUAGCUAGAACUCUUUGGGCAUUGAUUUCAUUCACAACGACAGACUUCAUGUGUAACUAAGUCUAUGGUAUACCAAUAGUUCCUCGUCUUUUAUGAUUUCGCUUAUGUGGCUCUGUACCCGGAAACGACACGUGCAGGCCAGGGACAGGUGGAUCGAUGAAUCCUGUGAGGACGAUUGGACCGGCGAUCGCUGCUGGAAACUUCAGGCAGGUAUGGAUAUACCUCAUGGCACCGACAGUGGGUGCCAUCCUGGGCGCGGCCGCAUAUACCGCCGUGAAGCUGAAGGACGAUGAAAUAGAGCCUGAGCGUCAGGUAGCGAGCUUCCGGCGCUAG